Messenger RNA from Cyphomyrmex costatus, 1263 nucleotides. It is a transcript of the gene KFase, whose product is annotated as kynurenine formamidase. The coding region runs from base 337 to 1230 and encodes 297 amino acids. The record is from RefSeq and is a predicted model, not a curated record. Gene Ontology annotation, molecular function: arylformamidase activity. The transcript has 8 exons. Lineage: Eukaryota; Metazoa; Arthropoda; Insecta; Hymenoptera; Formicidae.
CUAUAUUUUCUAAACCGCCAAAAAAAAUGGUAAAACUUUGCAUACUGUCGCGAUAACGGUACUAGAUAGAACUGAUAUAUGUAAAUGUAUCAGCAAUAUUUGCCAACUUCACCUUCGCGAUAGGAUACACAUAUUUGAAAUUCUAAUGACCACACAUUAACAGGUAAAGCCAAGAACGUGCACAUAUACAACGUUGUUACAUAUGCCUUAGUAUCAUAACCCUACCUUGUCUCCUGACUAAAGAAAACUACGACAGUUUCUAACAAGCAUCGCUUUGAGUAACAGCCAGUGAUCAUUCUCUGAUUAUUUUCUGAAGAGCGAAGCGACUAAUCGAGAAUGGCUAUGUCCGAGCAGGAGCGACUGUACACUCCGAGUGAAUGGAGCAAACGAUAUAAAUCUGAAGAACUGGUCGCAAAAUUCUUAAAAUUCUGUGAGGAAACUACGGAAAAGACUCGGAAAACUGUUAAAUGCGAACUUAACGUGCCGUACGGUCCUACAGAGCGUGCAAAGUACGAUAUAUAUGGCACCGAUUUACCGAAAGAUGCGCCGAUAUUUGUAUUUAUUCAUGGCGGAUAUUGGCAGGAAUUUAGCAAGGACCUCACUGGCUUCUCGGUUCCACUGUUUAUUAAAAAUAAAAUCAAAGUAAUAACAAUUGGAUAUGAUUUGUGUCCAAAUGUCAGACUUGGCGAUAUAGUAGCAGAGAUAAAAUCAGCGGUCGCACAGAUUCUAAAAUAUGCAGCCGAUUCAGGCUCUAAAUAUGUGUGCGUCGCUGGACAUAGUGCUGGAGCACAUUUGGCUGCAUGUUUAUUACAUGAUAAUGAUUGGAUCGAUCUCAUGACACAGCAAGGAUAUUUUGCACUAUUAAAAGAAAUCAUAUUGAUAGGCGGCAUUUAUAAUUUAAGACCUAUAAUUAAUAUCAGUUUUGCAGCUGCACUUAAAUUGACCGAUGAAGAAAUUAAGGCACUCAGUCUUUCUACUCUUGAUAAAGCAAAAGGCCAUCGUAUUACUAACUUAAAAGUCACCGUAACCGUAGGCGAUUGCGAUUCGCCAGCGUUUGUGGAUGAAUCGCGCGAAUACGCCCAGAAACUUAUUUCUAUUGUGGAUAAUGUGGAAUACCUUUUACUUCAAGACAUCGAUCAUUUUGAUAUAGUGGAGAAACUUCUAGAUCCAAACUAUGAUCUUGCUAAGUUGAUAUUGAAAUGUCUCCAGCCGGAUGCGAUCCUUUGUUAGAGAUAAAUAUGUAAAUUAAUGGAAUUUAUUAUA